This is a messenger RNA of Gavialis gangeticus (Gharial), 1571 nucleotides long. It is a transcript of the gene SAAL1, whose product is annotated as serum amyloid A like 1. The coding region runs from base 91 to 1506 and encodes 471 amino acids. Lineage: Eukaryota; Metazoa; Chordata; Crocodylia; Gavialidae. The transcript has 12 exons. The record is from RefSeq and is a predicted model, not a curated record.
GCGCUGUGCGGCGCGGCUGGGCCUUCGGCGGCACCUCUUGUUCGCUCUCUGCUGCCGCGUGUUGCGUGCGCAGCGGGGCCCGGCCUGAAAAUGGACCGCAACCCGUCGCCGCCGUCCAGCGAGGCGGAGGAUGAGGAGGCCUCGGGCGACGCCGUGGGGGACACCGUGUACAGCAAGCACUGGCUCUUCAGCGUCCUCACCAAGCUCAUCGAGGUUAUUAGCCCUGAAAAGAGUGACUCGAACUUGAGCAAAGAGGAGAUACAGACAGAGCUAGAGGAAGAAAUGGAGAAUGACAUAUGUAAAGUGUGGGAUAUGUCCAUGGAUGAGGAUGUUGCUUUAUUUCUUCAAGAGUUUAAUGCCUCUGAUAUAUUUAUGGGAGUGUUUGCCAAGUCAAAGUGUCCUAGACUCACUGAAAUCUGUGUGGGAAUAUUGGGUAAUAUGGCCUGUUUCCAAGAUAUCUGCAUGUCUAUUAGUAAAGAUGAGAAUCUUGGACAAGUUUUACUGCAGCGUUUAUGUGAUUCAGAUUCUCCUACUCUACUGGAAACAAGCAGGUUAUUGUUAACUUGCCUCUCCCAACCAGAUGUGGCCAAUAUCUGGGUUGAAAGAAUUCGGGAAAACCCCUCUGUAUAUGACUGUAUUUGUUUUAUCAUGUCAAGCUCUACAAGUGUUGAAUUGCUGGUAAAAGUGGGUGAAGUGGUGGAUAAGCUCUUUGAUCUAGAUGAAGAUCUAAUGUUAAAUUGGAUUAAAAAUUGCUCUUGUCAGUCAGUGGGUCAGUCUACAGAUGAUUCCCCAGAAGAACUUCCAGAUUUUAAGAUUGUGCCUUGUUUACUUGAAGCAGCAAAACAAGUUCGGUCAGAUAGCCCAGAAGGACUGGAUGUUUACAUGCAUAUCUUGCAGCUUCUAACCACAGUGGAUGAAGGCAUUCAGGCUAUUGUGCAGUCUCCUGAUGGAGGAAAAGAGACUUGGAGUUUGCUUUAUGACCUGGUCUGCCAUGAACUUUGCCAGCCAGAUGAUCCACCAAUCAUUGUUCAAGAACAGAAGACUGUAUUGGCCUCUAUUUUGUCUGUGUUGUCAGCCAUGUUUGCUUCACAAACAGAACAAGAAUAUGUCAAGAUGAGAAAAAAUAUGCCUCUGAUUGGAAGCCUGAUUCGUGUCUUACAAUACAUGGAGGACUGUGGAAAGAGGUCUUUAGAUAAUUCAAAAGAAUCCAAGCCAGAUGAGACUGAAAAGUCAGGACUAACUCAGGAAGACUUCCAUUUGAAAAUUUUGAAGGAUAUCUGUUGUGAAUUACUUUCUAACAUGCUUCAAGAAUUGACUAAGGAAAAUAUAUUAGAGGGACUAAACCAGGGGCAUCUCAAUGAACAGAAAUGUUCCUGUGCAUUUAAAAAUCUAUUACCUCUGUAUUUCACGGCGGUGGAGAGUUUUCACGAAGUGUUGCGUGAGGCAGAUAAGACUCUUGCAGACAAUCUAGAAAAAUGUUUCCCAAGCCUGAGGCUCCAGACCUAGGAACAUGUGUGUAACAUUUUCCUCCUAUGGAAUGAACAUUUUGACUAUUUCUUUACAUUUGAUUU